AACGCAACAUGGAUGUGGAGGCCGAAAAGCUGCAUACGGCGGAAAGACACAAGAAACGGAUGACCAGAUACGUGCUACUGGGAGCUGUUGUCUCUGUUUUACUGGUGAUGGGCGUUGUUCUCGUUGUUUACUUUGUGGCGACGACUGCAGAUGGUGACUCUGAAAUCACCAUCAUCAGCCGAGCUGAAUGGGGUGCGAGGCCACCGAGGUCACGUGCUAACGUGACGUCACCUGUCCCCUACGUCAUCAUCCACCACAGCUACGACUUUGGGUGCCUUAAUAAAUCCGACUGUGAGGAGCAUGUACGACUUAUACAGGACUUCCACAUGGACAGCCGGGGUUGGGACGACAUCGGCUACAACUUUCUGGUUGGCGGGGACGGAGACGUGUUCGAGGGGCGGGGAUGGGACGUCAGGGGGGCACAUGCGGGGCCUGACUGGAACGGACGGUCUAUCGGGAUUUGUUUCAUGGGAAAUUUUACUGACACGCUGCCUUCAGAGGAGGCUAUAACUGCAGGGAAAAUGCUGAUUCAACUUUCUGUUCAGAGGAACAAGUUGAUGGCUAACUACACGCUGUACGGCCAUCGCCAAGUUCUGGACGCCAGAACCUGCCCUGGGGAAGAGUUCUACAAUCUCAUCACUGAGUGGGAACACUGGAAACCAGGAAACUACACCACGACGUGAUCAUGCAGGC
This is a messenger RNA of Branchiostoma belcheri (Belcher's lancelet), 693 nucleotides long. Its product is annotated as peptidoglycan-recognition protein SC2-like. Gene Ontology annotation, biological process: detection of bacterium; peptidoglycan catabolic process; innate immune response. Gene Ontology annotation, molecular function: peptidoglycan immune receptor activity; zinc ion binding; peptidoglycan binding. The transcript has 6 exons. The record is from RefSeq and is a predicted model, not a curated record. Lineage: Eukaryota; Metazoa; Chordata; Leptocardii; Amphioxiformes; Branchiostomatidae. Bases 9 to 683 code for a protein of 224 amino acids.